Molecule: messenger RNA, 4211 nt
Organism: Asterias rubens (European starfish)
Lineage: Eukaryota; Metazoa; Echinodermata; Asteroidea; Forcipulatida; Asteriidae
Product: RYamide receptor-like
Exons: 4
Coding region: 799-1965 (388 amino acids)
Biological process (GO): G protein-coupled receptor signaling pathway
Cellular component (GO): plasma membrane
Molecular function (GO): tachykinin receptor activity; neuropeptide Y receptor activity
Source: RefSeq, a predicted model, not a curated record
GGAGCAGUGGCUAGCCAAAUAAGGCCAAGUCCUGGUGGGGAUGCUGAAGUCUACCAAAUCCCUCUUCAAGACAUCUUUGAAGCGUAGUUUUGGACGUCCAAUGGGUCGGUCUCCAUUUUCGAGGACUCCAUAAAGUAUUGAGCCUGAGUUUAAAGGGUUUAAAAUUGCGAUCAACAAACGAUAUCUUCCCGAUCUCGGCACAGUCUCGUGGGAUUCUGCGUGGCGUCUUUGAGAUACCGUAGCGAGGAUGUUUUUUUCGAGAUCGUUCUCACGACAAGGGGCUCCCCAACGACUGGUUUCAUAGAGGAGCUUAAUACGGGAUCGAUCUACAACCAAUGGUCACUUCCUUCUCACGGACGUUGCAUCCAAUGAAACGCAGUUGUUGCCCCCAAUUGGCGUACGAGGCGGUCACCUACCAUUUUCAUUAAUUAACAAAAGAGGCAGGAUCUAUCAAUGCUCGUUCUGCUCCCAGUGAACAACAUCUCUUAACCAUUGGGGUCAGAGGAAUUUAAUCGCGUGACGUGUUUGUAUUGGCUAUAUCGAAUCCCAGUCAACGGAUAGAAUAUCAGUUGGUCUUCUGGAGCAGUGAAGGUCUCUGAGGCAGAGUGGUCUAACAUUUCCUCCUUUUGGAAUUCAGGAAAUUAACCGGAGACUCGGACUACGCGAGGGGUGCACGCUAACACAAAAACAACCCGCGCAUUAAGCACACAUACCACACCACAAGCAGUUAACGGACUCUCUUAUAAACGGAGCAGCCACACAGUGAAACAACCAGAAAGAGUUAGUAUUACCAUCGCCAUGUCGGGAUUAACAAUAUCCAACUUUUCUGAAACUAUUAACUCCAGUGAUUCCUCCGAUUAUGACUACCCCACGUAUGAGUAUUACGAGGAACCCGUCUGGAUACAGGCGAUUUUCAUCUUCCUCUACGGAACCGUGAGCGUAAUAGGUAUCUUCGGAAAUGGUAUCGUAUGUUACAUUGUCCUCGGGCAUCCUCGUAUGCGUACGGUCACCAACUACUUCAUUGUCAACUUAGCCAUCGGGGAUCUUCUAAUGGCGGCAAUGUGUGUCAAUUUCACAGUCUAUGCGACUCUAUACAACCAAUGGCCGUUUGGCGAACUUAUGUGUAAGCUGGUAUCCUUUUCACAGACCAUCUCGGUGUCUGUUAGUAUUUACACGCUAGUGGCUAUAGGGGUAGAUCGUUACUUUGCAAUUAUCCACCCUUUGAGACCCCGUAUGGGGUCUAAAGAGACCCUGUUCGUGAUCGGGGUGAUCUGGGUCAUAUCCAUCGCCCUCGCUCUGCCCGCCGCUCUCUUCACCACCUUAGAAUCUCAGGGAGGAAGCACGUUUUGUACGGACGGUGCAUGGGAGGACUCGCUGGUGUACUCUCUAAUAUGUAUGGUCUUACAGUAUUUCCUUCCAUUGGCCGUGCUCAUGGGGGCGUACAUAAGAAUCGGAAAGAGAAUUUGGGGCCGGAGGACACCGGGAGAAGUGGAGGCGGAAAGAGAUAAGAAAAUGAGCGAAUCUAAAGCAAGGCUGGUGAAAAUGUUUGCAACCAUAGUGUUGCUUUUUGCUCUUUGCUAUAUGCCAAUCCAGAUAUACACCAUUAUGCAGGACAGCAACCGUAGUAUACUCUCUUUCUAUUACAUUAAGAUAGUGUACCUUUGUUGCCUUCUGAGUGCUAUGAGUAACUGCGUGUACAACCCCUUCAUUUACUGUUGGAUGAACAUCAAAUUCCGGAACGGGUUCCGGUCCGUGUUCCGGUUCCUGCCGUGCGUCAACUACCAGGGGGACUGGAACGGCUUCACGGGGCUCCGGCGCGCAAACACGGCACAGACCCAGACAGAAACGAUGUCCAUGGGCUCCCGGAACGACCGGGGUAGAUGGUGGACCCAGGACCAGGCAAAGAUCGCUAAGAAUGGAAGGGCAUCAAAUUCCGAUGGAGAGACAAGAACAUCUUUCAUGUGAUGUAAUUUUAUUGAAGAAAAAAAAACAAGCCUUUGGGGACAUAUUAAAUUAGUUUUGGAAUAGACCAAUAACAUAUUCUUCUUCUUUAAAAAAAAGUGAUCAAGUGAAACUUUUGUGCAAUCCGUGUUUAACAAUUUUAUACAAAGGGCAAAAUUGUCACAAAUUGAUGUUAAUAUUUUUGAAGUAGUCAAUGAAGCGUGGCCCGCAUUAUGUGAUUAUUAAAAAGUGCCUGCUCUCCCGUGCAAUCAUCUCAAACAGUACAAUGAAAACAUGAAUAACGGAAUAUUUAAGGUCAAAGGGUGAAACAGUCGACCUCAACAAAACAAUGGGAAAAAUACAUAUUUGUUUUUGUUCAUCAGUGCAACAAUCGAGGACCAACUUUAUUUCACAAAAAAAAAAAACAACCCGGCUAUUUGUUGAUUUCAUUCAAAUUAACCUGUCAUGGCAAGUUGUUUUAAAUAUGAUGGUGUUAAGCAAACAAGUCUUGUGUUGAGCAACGAUGGGUAGUCAUUAUUUAGAAACACUUUGCAAAGCAUUAUGACACCCAACCUGGGCCCAAUUUCAUAGAGCUGCUUAAGCACAAAAUUUUGCUUAAGCCAAAAAAAAAUUGCUUAGUAAAAUCAGAUUACCGGCCAAGACUCCACUCAACUGUUAUGCUAAGUAAACAACAGCUAAAAACCAGUAAGAGGCAAUGUGUAUAGCAUACAAUUUUGGCCAGUAACAUGUGUAAAAUAAGCAAGCUAUUUUCAUGCUUAAACAAUUUUUUUGCUUAAGCAGCUCUAUGAAAUUGGCCCCUGGUGUUAAUUUUACACUUUCGGUUUUACAGUCACAGUGGUAUACAACGUAUAAGAAAUAUAUUUUUUAGAGGCACUGAAUGCAUUUUGUAGUUGUCAAUUAUUGGUGUUCUCACUUGGUGUAUCCCAAGAUAUCUAUAAAAUAACAAAUCUGUGAAAUUUUUGACUCAAUUCGUCAUCGAAAUUGCAAGAGAAUAAUGAAGAAGAAAAAAAACCUUGUUGCACACUUAAUUUGUGUGCUCUCAAAUGCCAAGUGGCCCCAGGCCUGAAAUACUUUGAUAUAUAUUUGAGUGAGAAAUAACCUCUUUCUCAAACACUACAUAACUUUAGAGGGAGCUGUCUCUCAUAAUGUGUUAUACUGCAAAUAGCUCUCAAUUGCUCAUUACCAAGUGAUUUUUAUGACAGCAAUUAUUUUGAGUUACUACCAAUAGUGUCCAGUGCUUUUAACAACCUACGUGAUGAAAUGCAAUUCGGCUGGUAGAUAAACAGAGUACCGAAGGGAACAAGUGUGUACCUUUUGCAAACUGAUAAGGGAAUUUGUUUAUAUUUUAUAAUGAAAAGAUUGUUUAUCUUCGAAAGAGUCACUAUUUAACGUAUUGUUAAUGUAUUUACUGUUCAUGUAUGUAGCAAUUAUAAUUAUUAUGACAAACACAAAUUUACAACACAUGUGCCAGCUGCGUAUUGUUCUUCGUAUACCUCGGACUGAACAGUACACAAACAGUGUCCAUAUUAUGAAAACGUUUCCUCAGUUAAUAAUCCAAGCUAGACAAAAUUAUAGACCCGUUCCGGAAAAUUUCUGACCUACAUUGGAGUCAAUAGUGACCUAAAUUGUUAACUAAUGACCCGGAGACGACAAAGAAAAAAAAAUGGAACAAGUUGUGAGAAUCGAGAAUACCUAAAAGCUGGUCUAUAGUUCAUUAUUAAUCAGUUAUAUUGUGUGUGUUAUUUAACAAUUAUUCAUUAAUAAUGUUUGCUUAGAGGUAUCUGGUUCUGCAUCGUUGCGUUGACCUAAAACAUUCAGCGUUGGGAGAAUAGACCUCUCUCACGGUGUAGUCAUCAUUACUUUACAUUCUAACUCAUUUGAACCAAACUGAGGCUGGACGAAAAAAUAGUCUGGUACCAUGCGCAAUGAAUGUUAGCAUUCAUUACUAAUAUUGGAAACAUGAAACAUGACCAAGAUGGUGACAGCGCGAUGGAGGUCUUUUGGACGGUUGGUUGAACAACGAUGGGGUUGUUUUUGAGGAAAAGUAAUAAUCAUAAAUAGAAAGAUGCUCUGAUGUGAUAAAAUGAGAGGAUAUUUCGUAUAGUCGGAGAUCAGUAACAAAUGGUGUCAGUGUAUUGUGAUGUUGGAGUGAGAUUGUUAGAUGUUAAAGAUGCUUAGUCAAUUUUUUGCCCCAAACAUUAAAAAAUAGAUUUGUUUGAGUGAAUGGUAUUUCAAAGAGUAUCACCCGC